This is a messenger RNA of Pyrgilauda ruficollis (rufous-necked snowfinch), 3217 nucleotides long. RefSeq names its product FGGY carbohydrate kinase domain containing (gene FGGY). The transcript is spliced from 17 exons. The coding region runs from base 938 to 3067 and encodes 709 amino acids. Gene Ontology annotation, biological process: carbohydrate metabolic process. The record is from RefSeq and is a predicted model, not a curated record. NCBI's taxonomy places the organism in Eukaryota, Metazoa, Chordata, Aves, Passeriformes, Passeridae. Gene Ontology annotation, molecular function: phosphotransferase activity, alcohol group as acceptor; kinase activity.
UUUAUUUUUUAACCUAUCUAUUCAAAGCAAAACAUUUGGACUAAUGAAGAAACCCCCAAAAACUUCAGUUUGGGUCAAAUGUCCUUUCUAAGCCAGCCCAGACACAAGGUAUUCCCAACGGAAAAAUCAAUUUUCACCCAGAUUUCAGUUUGGUAUAAGCAGUGUUUUCCAUCAGAAAAUCAUCCCAACGGAAAAUUCCUAACUGGUUCUAGUACAAAGUGACUAGCAAAGCUCUCAAAAUGAUUCAGUGGCAAGGCUGGAAUGAGAACCCACAGCUCCUGACCACGAACCCUGUGCUCUAACCACGAGACAAACACUCAUCUUUCCCUGAGCAAGGUUGUUCCUGCAGCAUUUCUGCUCGGGCCGAAGUGGGAAUACUCUGGAAAUGUUGCAAGAUAACUUUUUUUUUUUUUUUUUCUCUGCAAGAUUUCCUGUUGUAGGAUAUUUGGGGGGUAACGGGAAAAAUCCCUGGUGGCUCCCUGGGGCCAGAAGUGUUUGGACGUGAUGGGAAUGUGAGGGCUGCUCCUCCCUGCGUGGGCUGAGGAGGGUCACGCAGGGGUGUGGUGGGAUCUGGUCCCAAACCAUGGAGUGCUCAGCCACGGCUGGCCCAUGGGUUGGACUCGAUCAUCUGAGAGAUCUUUUCCAACCUCACUGAUUCUGUGAUUUCUGUUUUCCAGGGAUGCAUUUGAGGGCAUCCCACUGCCCCAUCCUCUAUCUGUUUUAAGCAAAGCUUAACUAAACCCAGGGUUUUCUUCCUCACAUCAGCAACUCUCCAGCUUUUCAGGUAAAACUCUGAGAGCGACCCCACGCAGAAAACCGAACUCACGGCUUGCAGCCCCGUUUUACUCAUUUAAGAAUCAUUUACAUUACAUUUAAGGAGGGUCGGAGUGAGAUGUCCUGACCCCUGACAUUCCCUCCUGUUUAUUUAUUCUUCUAUAUGUUUUUCCGUAGUUAUUGGCCUGUAUGUUUUUAUGUAUUUAUUCUUCUAUAUUGUAUAUGUUCUUCUCAGUGGUCUCCACGUGGCUUCUUGCACCGCUUCUCCGACCCCCGAUAUUCGCAGCCGUGUACGGGGCAGCAGGGCUGGAAAACCGGAUUUAUCAUCCCUUUACCAAACCGCGCCAACCCGCGCCUUGUUCCCGGUUCAGGCCCGGGCGAAGGGCGCUGCCCGGCCCGAGCCGCCGCUGCCCUCAGCCCCCGGCGGCGCCGCCGCUUCCCCCGCCCGCCCCUUCCCGGCGCAGGCGCAGCCGGCCCGGCACGGGGGAAGCCCGGCGGCUUUCCCGGCAGCGGCGGGUUCAGGGGACGUCCCCGCCGGGGUGUGCAGGCCCGGGCAGUGCCGGGGGCACAAGUUUUAUUAAACAUGCCCAGUGAGAAGCAGACUGCAGUGAAAUACUACGUGGGAGUUGACGUGGGCUCAGCCAGCGUUCGCGCGGCGCUGGUGGACAGCUUUGGGACAGUGGUGGCACACGCAGAACAACCCAUCCAGGUUUGGGAGCCCCAGCCAGACCACUAUGAGCAAUCCUCUGCAGACAUCUGGGCUGCCUGCUGCUCUGUCACAAAGGAAGUUGUCUGUGGAGUGGAUGCCAGCCAGAUCCGAGGGCUUGGGUUUGAUGCUACCUGUUCCCUUGUUGUGGUGGAUAAACAAUUCCAGCCUUUGGCAGUCAACUCUGAAGACUGUACUGAUCGUGGCUUUUAUAGUGUGUAUAAAUGCCCAUCCACACUGGCUAAAGGACAGAACCGUAGGAAUGUGAUCAUGUGGAUGGACCAUCGUGCAGCGAGCCAAGUCAGGCGCAUCAAUGCCACCCAGCACAGGGUUCUGAGCUAUGUAGGGGGAGCCAUGUCUGUGGAAAUGCAGCCUCCUAAAUUGCUCUGGAUAAAGGAAAACUUGCCAGAAUCGUGGGAGAAGGUUGGCUACUUCUUUGAUCUUCCGGAUUUCUUAUCUUGGAAAGCCACAGGUGUCACUGCAAGGUCUCUCUGUACAGUAGUGUGCAAGUGGACAUACACGCCAGAUAGAGGUUGGGAUGACAGUUUCUGGAAAAUGAUUGGUUUGGAAGAUUUGGUGAAGGAUAAGUAUGAAAAAAUAGGAAACCACGUCCUGUCUCCUGGAGAGGCUGUUGGGAAAGGUCUGACACCGGACGCUGCGCGAGAUCUCGGGCUCCCGGAAGGGAUUGCAGUGGCAGCAUCUCUCAUUGAUGCACAUGCUGGAGGACUAGGAGUAAUUGGAGCAGAUGUGAAAGGACACAACCUUCCAUGUGAGAACCAGCCCAUUACAUCCCGAGUCGCUAUGAUCUGUGGAACAUCUUCGUGCCACAUGGGGGUCAGUGAAACCCCCAUUUUUGUGCCUGGUGUUUGGGGACCGUAUUUCUCUGCCAUGGUACCUGGAUUGUGGUUGAAUGAGGGAGGCCAGAGUGCUACAGGAAAACUGAUCGAUCAUGUGGUGCGAGGCCACGUCGCCUUCCCAGAAUUAGAGGCAAAAGCUGAAGCCAGUGCUCACAGUAUAUAUACAUACUUGAACAGUCACCUGGAUCUGAUUAAGAAAUCUUUGCCUGUGGGUUUCCUCACUGUUGAUUUACAUGUUUGGCCAGAUUUCCAUGGUAACAGAUCUCCCUUAACAGAUCUGACACUAAAGGGCAUGGUUGUUGGACUAACAUUGUCUCGAGGUCUGGAUGAACUUGCCCUUAUCUACCUGGCCACGAUCCAAGCCAUUGCUUUAGGAACAAGACAUAUUUUGGAGGCGAUGCAGGCUGCAGGACAUGAGAUCACCACGCUGUUCCUGUGUGGUGGGCUGAGCAAGAACCCUCUCUUUGUGCAGAUGCACGCUGACAUUACUGGCAAACCUGUUGUGCUGUCCAAAGAAGUGGAGUCUGUUUUGGUGGGUGCUGCUAUUCUUGGAGCUUGUGCUUCUGGGGAUUUUGCAUCUAUCCAGGAGGCCAUGGCGAAAAUGGGGAAAAUUGGAAAAGUUGUGCAGCCCAACCACGAGCAUAAAAGAUUUUAUGACAAGAAAUAUGAAGUAUUUUUGAAGCUUGUGGAGCACCAGAGAGAGUAUCGCUCCAUCAUGAACAACUUGUGAUCCAGAGGCAUGGGAGCUGGGAACAGCAAGCAAAUUUCCAGGCAUGUGUGAUGCGGGUAAUUUCUUCUUACUGUACUGUCCAUAUUGAAAAUGUCCUGUUAUCAUUUAAAGUAUACGUUUUAAUUUUUAAUGAGAAAUAAAAUGCAGUCA